This is a messenger RNA of Nematolebias whitei (Rio pearlfish), 857 nucleotides long. RefSeq lists its product as uncharacterized. The coding region runs from base 187 to 540 and encodes 117 amino acids. Gene Ontology annotation, biological process: autophagosome assembly; cellular response to nitrogen starvation; macroautophagy. Gene Ontology annotation, cellular component: autophagosome; autophagosome membrane; cytosol. The transcript is spliced from 5 exons. Gene Ontology annotation, molecular function: GABA receptor binding; ubiquitin protein ligase binding. The record is from RefSeq and is a predicted model, not a curated record. Lineage: Eukaryota; Metazoa; Chordata; Actinopteri; Cyprinodontiformes; Rivulidae.
GUACAUCAGCAGGAAAGCGGUAGACAUCUUGGAAAUCCAGAUCUGUCUUGUGCGUUUUGAUCGUUUCUUCAGCUCAAAAAUCAUCACAAGAGAUUUACUAAUAAAACUUACUACUCGGAGAGUUAUCGGAGUGUGUCUGAACUUGGGUUGUUUCACGUGAAGCUUGCUUUUUUUGUGUUUUUAAAGAUGGGCAGUCCGUAUCAGCGCUCGGUACCACUGGAGGUGAGGAGAGCAGAGGGAGAGCGAGUUCGGGCCAAGCAUCCUGACAAGAUACCGAUCAUUGUGGAGAGGGCUCCGAGGUCGCGAGCUCCUGAACUGGACAAGAAGAAAUACCUGGUGCCGUCAGAUUUAACAGUGGGCCAGUUGUGUUUUCUGAUCCGUCAGCGUAUGUCUUUGAGACCUGAGGAAGCGCUCUUCUUCUUUGUCAACAACUCCCUCCCCCCGUCCAGCUGUCCCCUCUCUACUGUAUACGGGGAGCACCACGAGGACGACCUGUUCCUCUACAUGACCUACAGUAACGAGAGCGUGUAUGGUGCCUGAUAGGGGACAAAAGACUGGAAAAAAGACGGAGAGAGAGAAUGAGAGCGGGCAGAGUGAGAUUGGAAUAAAGAGUUUAAAGUUUUCUGUUACGCUUUGCGCCACUUUAAUUGCCUAUAUUUUAUUUAAACCUUUAUUUUACCAGGAAAGAAAUGCAUUGAGAUUAUUAAUCUCUUUAACAAGGAUGUCCUGUAUGAGUUGCGGUGGAUGGAACAAACUUUGUACAGAAUGGAUCGGGCCACCGGUUGGAGGUUUUAAUCUUUGACAGUAUUUUCACUCUAAACUCUAAGCCACAGAAUGUGGUCUUUCUUUUUUUUCGG